GUCGGCUCUUUCGCUUCUACCGGCAGCGCGACGCGGCGGACCUGCGGGGGGUGGUGGACUUCUCCGCGCCGGGGGGACAGGUAACGGCGCGCUGUCGCUGCCCUCGUUGCACGGGGCUGGGGGUCGCUGGGUAGCGCGGCACGGCGGGGCCCAGCCGGCCUGCCCGCCUCCGCCCUCGGGAGGAUCCGGGCUCCGUCCCCGAGCCUUUCCCGCGUCAUCGCAGCGUCGGAGGGCCUUCCGGGGCUGGAGGUGGGCGCCUUACGAAGGGCGAUGCCCGCAGAGGCCCCACGCGAAGGACGGCGGCGCCCCCCGAUGGUGUUCAGAUCGCAGCUCAGUAUUUCUUCCGUCAGCGACCAAGAUGCCUGCAGGGCAGGACUGCAGCCGGUUAGCCGGUGGAAAGCCUAUGGCCUCAGUGGGUACCCAGGGUUUAUUUUCAUACAAAACCCUUUCCUUCCGGGCUGCCAGCGUCACUGGGUGAAACAGUGCCUCAAGCUAUACACCCAGAAACCCAAUGUCUGCAACCUGGACCUGCACAUGGCUCCUGAGAAGACCGCUGAUCUGUGGGGGCAAAGCAAGGAAAAGCUGAGAAGGAAAGGUUCCAGUAAAUGUGAGCCCAGAAGCUUACUGGAGAAGCUGCGCUGGGUGACCCUCGGUUACCAUUAUAAUUGGGAUACCAAGAAGUACUCAGCAAAUCACCACACUCCUUUCCCCUCAGACCUUGCAUUCUUGUCAGAACAAGUGGCUGCAGCCUGUGGAUUCCGGGGUUUCCAAGCCCAAGCAGGGAUCUUGAACUAUUAUCACUUUGAUUCUUCACUGGGAAUUCAUGUGGAUGAGUCUGAACUAGACCAUUCUCGUCCCCUUUUAUCAUUCAGUUUUGGGCAGUCUUCCAUAUUUUUACUUGGGGGCCUGAAGCGGGAAGAGGCCCCAACAGCAAUGUUCAUGCACAGUGGAGAUAUCAUGGUGAUGUCUGGCUUCAGCCGUCUGCUAUAUCAUGCUGUCCCCCGUGUCCUUCCCAACCCUGAAGGGACUGCUUUGCCUUCAUGUUUCGACCAAGCACUUUCUUCAGACCUUCCUGUUGGCUCAGUCAUUGAGCACAGCUCUGAUGAGGAUUGGCAAGUCUGUGCCAAGUACUUGCAGUCUUCCCGUAUCAACAUGACUAUUCGACAGGUGUUGGCUGAGGGUCAGAAAUUUCCAGAGGAGUCUGGGACAAACACGGAGAGUCGGGCACCCUCUGAAGACAGUCACCAUCAGGAGAACAGCAGAGCCAAGAGACAUAAACCAACAAACAGCUGAGACCCCAAGGUUGUGCUAACAUGGACUGAAUGGACAACAUCAGUUGUGCUAGAAGUCUUUGUCUAUACAGCCAUUAAGAAACAACUGUAGAAUAAAAGCAGUCCUUGCUGCUGUAAGGAAGAGGUUGGGGUCUGGGAUGAAGAAAUAUAAUGGGAAAGAAGGAUAAAUUUAGGACUGGGACUCAGAAGACGAUCUUCGUUGUGGGCAUUUAUUGUACUUGGUUCCCUCUAUGAUGUACUCUCUGCAACUUUCUGACCUGUAUGUCAGAAUUGGUUCAGUUAUGUUUGUAAAAUGUUUUUAAAUAAUUGGGCAGAAAGUGCUAGCAAAUGAUACCAUUGCUAUUUAUUAAAGAAGCUCAUCAGGCUGGUAAAGCUCAGCUGGAGUGCAUUAACAAAUGUGAGGGAGAGUAGGUUGCUAUGAAACCUACCUGCAGCAUUUCCAAGAGAAUUACUUCUGCAAAAACUGGUUCAGUGAUCAGAAACUAGCAGCUCCCUUGAGCAACACGUGGUAAGCUUGUUCUAGCCUUGUGCUCUCCUUCUGCCUGCUUGCAGCCCCUCAGCUGCAACAGAAAAUGAUUUUGAGUGGAUCUGGACUUCUUGCAUACCUCAGCUUUUAAAGGGAAAUGACAUGGGGCGAUAUUAGAGUACCAGCUGAGUAUGUCCUACACCCCCAUUCUUUCACAACUGUCUCCUCUAAGUGCCUGCAGAUGAGGGUCCCGCAGCCUCAAGCUAGCAUCUGUAAGUUACAGAAUGUCUUUCAAAUAAAAAGCAGUGAAGUUGUAGACUGAGUACGUAAAAAAGAAAAUUAUCAGUGAGCAUCACUGUUGCCAAAGAUAAAGACACUGAAACAAAGAAAAGUACUGGCUUUUGUUCUCAUUCUCUUUAAGAUUCAGGCCUUCCUAUCGGCUUUUUAAUGCAAUUUUAAUUGUUGGAGUGGAAUGCUCUAUCUGUAGGGUAUUUUGUUGCACUUUCCAAUGAAUAAACUUACUCGGUUUUUAAAUUAAA
Molecule: messenger RNA, 2297 nt
Organism: Gallus gallus (chicken)
Lineage: Eukaryota; Metazoa; Chordata; Aves; Galliformes; Phasianidae
Gene: ALKBH1
Product: alkB homolog 1, histone H2A dioxygenase
Exons: 6
Coding region: 271-1293 (340 amino acids)
Biological process (GO): oxidative RNA demethylation
Cellular component (GO): cytoplasm; nucleus
Molecular function (GO): ferrous iron binding; broad specificity oxidative DNA demethylase activity; oxidative RNA demethylase activity
Source: RefSeq, a predicted model, not a curated record